Molecule: messenger RNA, 1713 nt
Organism: Darwinula stevensoni
Lineage: Eukaryota; Metazoa; Arthropoda; Ostracoda; Podocopida; Darwinulidae
Source: the annotation of a GenBank genome assembly
UCUGUAGGUUGGAAAGAAAGAAAGUAAGCUAUAUUGGCUUACUGAAAGUAUCUACCUCGCGUCUGGACGAGUAUCACUGAAAUGGAAAACGGUGCAAAUCGAGACAGGUCUCCCCUGAGGGAUGAUGAGGAUCGCAAGGGGGGUAUGAUGGGGAGAAGGGAUGGAGGAAUUCGUAGACGUGGUGGUGGAAGUGGGAGAUCAUCUCAUGACAGACGUAUCUAUGUUUCUAAUGUCCCAUUUGACUACAAGUGGCAGGAUGUUAGGGACCUUUUCAACAAGGAAGUUGGGGGUGUGACUCAUGUGGACAUGUUCUUUGACGAGAAGGAUCGGCCCCGAGGCUGUGGAACAGUAGAAUUCCAGGAUGAGGAGUACGUUGAGAAAGCAAUUGAAAAAAUGCACCGUUAUGAGCUCAAGGAUCGCAAGAUCGUUGUCAAGCGUGAUUAUGAGUGUGAGAGAGAUCGAUAUGGUCGGUUAUUGAAGGAGAAUGACAGAGAUGGAAGUCCACCUCGGGGUCCAAGAGGAGGCGAUUUUGUACGACGGCGGGAUGAUAGUAGGGACCGAAGGGAUAACCUUGGCCAUCCUCACAUUCGAAAUAUAUCUGCUGGUGGAGACCCAGCUGCGAAGUUUGGUAACACAUAUGGUUUGAGUGUAGCCUUCCUGGAGAGCCUCCACAUUGAUGGACCCCUCCUCAAUCGUGUGUUUGUUGCCAAUUUAAGCUAUGAAGUGGAUGAAGCCAAGCUCCGGGAGGUGUUUCGACUUGCAGGGAAGGUAGUCAAUGUGGAACUCAACCGGGAUAAGGAUGGGAAGAGUAGAGGGCAUGGAAUCGUUGAAUAUGAUCACCCUGUUGAGGCUGUCCAGGCCAUCUCCAUGUUCCACGAGCAGGUGCUGAUGGACCGGAAGAUGUCUGUCCGUAUGGACAGGGUUAGGCAAGAGCCUGGGGGCCUUCCAUCAAAGCUACCUCUUGGUCUCAAGAGCAUUGGGAUGGGUCUAGGUGCAGGGGGUGCUCCUUUACAAAAUGUUGCCAGCAACCUACCAUACCAGAAUGCUGGUGCAGGUCUUGGUCCAGGUGUGACAGGGAAUUACUCUUCUGCAGCUCCUGUUCCCCCUCCUUCGGCUCCUGCUCCUUCUGCAGCAGUUGGUGCUUUGGGCCUGCCAGGUGGGAAUCUCUCUAGCCUGGCUGCUCUGACGCAAGGGGCUGGGGGGUUGGGAUUGUUGAAUGCAGCAAAUCCAGCAGUCCAGGCCCAGUUUAGCCUGGCUGGGCUUUCCGCAGGACAGCUGAGUUCCCUCGGUGCAAUUAGCAGCAAUGACCUCAUGGCUUCCCAGGCUGGUCUCAUGGGUCUAACAGGCAAUCCCUCAACCACAGGGUUGGGUCUCCUUGGAAGUGGUCCCAACAAGCCUAUGGUGGGAUCUAACGUGGGACCACGUCCUGGUCCAGCGGGUUCACCUGGGUCUAUGGAUCGCUACAGUCAAGGACCCAUGCAGAUGUCAGGAUCUCAUGGGAUGUCCAGGACAUCCACUGGACUCACCCAGCGCAAAGUCUCCGAUACUGUCAUCAUCCGCAAUUUGCCACCCUCUUUUUCUUGGCAAAGCCUGAAGGACAUGUUCAGGGAUAUUGGCGAUGUGAAAUUCGCCGAACUGAGGGAAAAGGGCACAGGGAUGAUUCGAUUUGCGAGCGAGAGGGAUGCCGACCGAGCUGUCAGUAUCCUUUCCUGA